AUGAAGGUGAUUGCAUGUCCGCACUGCACCUUUAUCAACCCACCAAGUAAGGUGAAGUGCGGAGUUUGUCUUCGACUGUUGCGGAAGCGCGAGAGUAACGUAGAUGAUGGCUCCACCACAUCAGCCCACAGAGAACGGAAGGAGGCUCAGCCACCGACAUUCACCUCCCCUGAGCACGGGACGUCGAAGCAGCAUAGUGAGCACGACUCGCCAGAAACUUGCGAGUUAUAUGUGCGAGACAGCACGGCAAGGUCUCUAAUGCCGCCAGUCGCGCCGGAGAGCAGCAUGGAGGCUACUGUCCAUCUUGUCCAACCACCCGAUGUGGAAGCGAUUUCGGCUCCCCCUCCGGUGGUCACGACGCUGUUUUCCACGGCAUCUGGCAAGCCAGUGACGGUACGCCGCGAGUCUCUUCAGAAGGUGGCAGAGCGACUGGGGGACCUGACCGACCUUGAUGUGGCGGCGCGCGUGCCGGCGCUGUUUAACACUGCCAACGGGAAGGCAGCUACUGUGCCGAAGACAUCCCUGGCGAAGGCCCCAGCCUCUGCAGAUGGCCGGGGAGCCGCUGCGGCGCCAUCCACAAGCGCACUCACGCUUUUUGCUACACCCGGCAGUGCGCCGGUGACAGUGCCGGCCGUGGCUUUGCCGAAGCCUCCUGAGCCCUUGGAGCUGAGGUCGCUCUUGGACAAAUGUGAGAUCGCUAACACCGGCGCCGUGCACAGUGCAGUGGGACCUCGGCAAACACCACGAGCAGCGGCUCCGCCAACGGGUUUGACAACAAGCUCACCUGAACACAGCCUUCGCGCACCCGCACCUCACAUCAUCGGGGGCCAACGACGUGGCUUUGUGCCUCCGCAGCGGCGCUGCACUGCAGAAGCGCUCGCAAAGCCAUCGGCCACGGCACCACAGAUUCAGCCCACUGUGCUUACGGCUUUGCGAUUCAACCCAGAUGCGUGCUCGUGCCGUAGCGUAGCCCCCAGCCCAUCGCUGUCGUCCAUCACAUCGCUAGCCUUUUCCUUCAAGGGAAGCGAUUGCGGCAGUGUUCUGGGAGCCUUGCUGGGCGCGAGCGGCACUGAAACGGUGCAAGUCGGCCAAUGGCACGCGAUGCUGAUCAAGCUCGGCGCCAGCCCUAAUCACUGCACGAUCAAGUGGUGCCGCCAUGCGCUCGUGUCGGCGAUGGCUCGGAUGCACUUCAUGGCGACAGCGUCAUCCGGCGCAUUGUCGAGCGCCUUUUCCCCUCUCACGGUUCUCCUGUGCGUCAUGCAGAUGUACAACGCAGAGAUGGUGAAUGGCGAGCGCCCGGCGCUACGCAAGAUGGUGGAGGGCGACAUUUCCAGCACCUCCUUGGUGGUGUUGUGUAUGAGCUCCGUUUGCGAGGAGCGCAACUCGCCGCACAUGCGUAUCGUCACCCUUUCUGACGGCAUUUACCAUCUCAAGGUGACAUGUGACGUUCCGCUAAGUAGUUUGAUUCGUGAAGGAGUGCUGCGACCUGGGCAAAGGAUGGCGGUGUGCGGUGCCAAGUCGCUUCUGCAUGGACAGUGCGCCCCAACUGAGUGCGAGGAACAGGUGGUCCUUAGUAUUAACUACAACUGCGUGCGGGCGGUGGCUCAACAGACCCCGCUGGGUGUGUGCAACGGAGAGCCGCUUCCGUUGCCCUUGUCGCUCGUGCACCCGCUUGGUGGACUUGUGCCGGCAAUCGAAGGUGUGGUGGCACGAGUCUUGCCGUCGUUCUUCAUUUCGCAGGAGGUGGAGGCGUCGGCAACAACCGCCGAUGGCGCACCUGACGUGCGCCAUCGCGUUGUCAAAACGGUGCGUAGCACUCACGCCCAGCUGCAGGUGAGCGACCGCCUGCGCAGGGAGGUAGAGGCGCCAGCAGGUGGCGACACAGCCGAGCCGAAGCCACUUUUACGAGUAACUUCGCUGCUCGUUGUCAAUGACAACGCCGAGGCUCUCCUGCAACAGUGGGAGAGGGUGGACGAGCGUGCCUUACUAACCGACGACGAUGAGGGUACAUCGCUGCCGGUGGAGGGAAGCUGGGUCACGCUGUAUGCGGUCAACCCUGCCAAGUCGCGCACCGCCGCGACGCCGUUCUCGCGAGCAAAGUUGUUCUUUUCGUCUCGGAAACUCCAUUACGUUCCGUCCAAGGGCCCACUUCAGCACUUGCGACGCAUUUGGCAGUCCACCACGGACUACAGUUCCAUCACUGGGGUCGGCGAUGUAGCCGACGUGUGUGGUCUCUACAUGGGCAGCCACAGAAAUAACCAGGGCACUUUCGUCCUCCUGCUGAUGCGCAACGACACAUACGCCUUUCUUCAGAUUCCUGCACCGUCUGUGGGGAGGGUGCUGUCGCUCCCUAUCCCAACGACAGAGCGACUUCCUCUGGUGCUCCUGAAUGCGACGUUUCUUACUGGCGAAGAUUCCGUUGCCGGCUCUGACUGUUGCCGACUCUUCGCCAACGAGUACACGGUGCUCCUCCAGCGAUCCAUGCAGGCAAACUUGAAGGAGGCUUUGGAGACGGCCGCGCAACUUCGCGGAUUGGUCGAUGCUGUCCCACAGAAGUACGCCUCUCGCAGAGCGGAGGUGUUUCGGUGCCUUGAUGAGGGCGAUCCAAGUGGCGGCUUGGGCUUAAGCAGCACCACCCUGUCCAGCUGUGGCGCCCUAUCCGCACCAGAAGUGCCACCGAACGUUUGGCGUGAUGCGCCCCCGGUGAACCCAGGCGCUGCAGCGACACCCCCGAUGCCUCAACAGAGGGAAGGGAGACUGCCGUACUACCUGCGCCAAGAUAACAACAGCAGACGAACCGGCAAGCUACAGGGAGUGGUGCUAUCUUCCUCCAUUCCCCUCAUUCCUGCUGGCCCGACUGCGAUUCAGGGUCCUUACGGCGCUACCACAGUCCACCCUGGCGUAUGUGAGUCGCUUACGCGGCCGCCCAACUUGGUUGUUGCUGAUCGCAGUCACCACUACGGCAAUAUAGCAGACCUGAUGUUUCUUUUUGACCCUCUGCUCAAUCGACGCGCAUGGCACCCCCUCACAGACCCUAUCCAGGCCACCCACGCCGGCGCCGCGCAACAAGGUGAAAACUUCAAGUAUGUUCAGCUGUGCUGGCGCCUUUCGGCGGACUCGGCCGAUGACAUGACAUGCAGGCUGGGAGAGAUCAGCGCUCUCGGCACUGUUCUGGAGAGCGUGUGCCCUUUGCAGGAGCUCUGCUCCGUCAUCGCAGACGAACGGCACAUUGACGUCUCGCUGGCGAGGAGCGAGCGGCUUCUGCAGUGGCGCCGGCAGGAUGCCCUGUCGGUGUGGUGGCGGUUCUUCACCAACUCGCGUGUUCUCGACACUCCCGCUGACUUAGAUGGUGCUUCUAGCCAGUACCUGUGGUGGCUGCCUGUGGAGUGGGCAGAGGCGAUGAGAACAGUAAACGCAAAACUUCAGCUUGCCUUCUUUUUCUUCUCCCUCAGUGGUGAGGUGCUCCGUCAUGUGCGCCUCAUCUCUGACUGCUGCAACGUGGCAGAGCUCCCGUGCGACUAG
Molecule: messenger RNA, 3522 nt
Organism: Leishmania braziliensis MHOM/BR/75/M2904
Lineage: Eukaryota; Euglenozoa; Kinetoplastea; Trypanosomatida; Trypanosomatidae
Exons: 1
Coding region: 1-3522 (1173 amino acids)
Biological process (GO): regulation of DNA-templated transcription; double-strand break repair via homologous recombination
Source: RefSeq, a predicted model, not a curated record